GUAACACCCUGGUCCUCAUCGGAAAUCCAUCAAGAAUGGCCAUCUCUACCCCCUAUUCUUGACCCCAAACUUGCGGAUGAGGUAUUCACACACCCAGGACUUGGACUAAAGUACAGCUACGAGCGCCUAGAAUGGCUAGGUGACGCAUAUCUGGAGCUAAUCGCAAGCUCUCUCAUUCAUCAAACGUUCACGCAGCUGCGUUCAGGGGCUUGCUCCCAACUCCGCGAGAGGUUGAUUCGAAACGUCACUCUCGCCGAAUACUUUCGGCACUACGAUAUGUCUCGGUGGGCUAAGCUUCCAGAUGGCUUUGGUGAUAACAGAGGCCAAGGGCGAGGCAGAUCAAAGGACAAGGAUUUACUAAAGACGCAAGCCGACAUGUUCGAAGCUUAUGUAGCGGCAGUAAUUCUCUCGGAUUCCCAACAUGGGCUGACCAAAGUCGUGGAGUGGUUGAAGGCCCUCUGGGGUAGGACUAUCAAGGAAGACAUCUACAAAGCAGAGGCAGCAAAGAAACGAUCAGAAUCUCAACCGACAGCGUCAGAGGCACCAGAUUCAAGUGCCAAGCAGCGGCUGAGCGUGAAAAUCGUAACCAAAGGUGUUACGAUUGACUACAAAGAUCUACCUGGCGAGAAGAGAGACAAGAAUCUUGGACUGCCUCUGUUUACUGUUGGAGCAUACCUUACCGGCUACGGCGAGGUUGGGAGACUAUUGGCAGUCGGCACGGCCCUGAGCAAGAAGGAUGCUGGUCAGAAAGCAGCUGAGACGGCAUUGCAGAACAAGCGACUGAUACAGGCGUAUGAGGAAAAGAAGAGGCAGUAUAUGAAAGCCAAA
Messenger RNA from Trichoderma virens Gv29-8, 828 nucleotides. RefSeq lists its product as uncharacterized. The record is from RefSeq and is a predicted model, not a curated record. NCBI's taxonomy places the organism in Eukaryota, Fungi, Ascomycota, Sordariomycetes, Hypocreales, Hypocreaceae. Gene Ontology annotation, cellular component: nucleus. The annotation marks the transcript as partial. Gene Ontology annotation, biological process: primary miRNA processing; rRNA processing; regulation of gene expression. The transcript has a single exon. Gene Ontology annotation, molecular function: ribonuclease III activity; double-stranded RNA binding.